AUUUACAUUUUGCUCAUGCUACUUCUACUGAGAAAUGUGCAUACGAAAUUCCAAUACGUCCUGGUUUGGAAAGAUCAGGCUUUUAUUGGAUUGACUGGGAAGUAUUUUUGGUUACAAAACGGGUUGUUGAUUGA
Messenger RNA from Paraglomus occultum, 134 nucleotides. NCBI's taxonomy places the organism in Eukaryota, Fungi, Glomeromycota, Glomeromycetes, Paraglomerales, Paraglomeraceae. The record is from the annotation of a GenBank genome assembly.